Molecule: messenger RNA, 1383 nt
Organism: Funneliformis mosseae
Lineage: Eukaryota; Fungi; Glomeromycota; Glomeromycetes; Glomerales; Glomeraceae
Source: the annotation of a GenBank genome assembly
AUGUCUGUAGAACAAGAUAUUGUUAUUAAAAAUGAAGAGAGUCAAGAGCAAGAUACCUCUUUGAUCCUUGAUAACCAAUAUGUAUUUAUACAAUUACCAAGUGGCAAUAUCAAAGUUGUUAAACUUCAGAAGGAUACCACUGUACCAUUAGGGAAGUUUGGAACGUUUCAUUCAAAUGAUAUAAUAGGACGACCAUUUGGUCAUUCUUAUGAAAUUUAUGAUCGUGAUAAAGUAAAAGUUAUAAAAAAUGUAGCAUUCCAUGAAAUUGAUGAAACCAGUGCUAACAAUAAAGAAAUAUUAGAUGAUCCGUCUAAACAAAAAUUAUCUUAUCAAGAAAUUGAGAAAUUGAAAAAGCAAGGAUUAGAAGGACAGGAUAUUAUCAAGAAAAUGGUAGAAAGUCAUUCAGCUUUUGAUCAAAAGACUGAAUACUCCAAAGCAAAAUAUAUCAAACGAAAGGAAGCAAAAUUUUCACGCGUUUUCACACCGGUGAGACCAACAUUGUAUUCUGUCUGGGAGUAUUUUUUCUCGAAAAAUCCCGGUAAAAUAAGGGAUAUGAGAAUUGAUACAUUAUCCCAGAUAUUAACUUUGGUCAAUGUACGAGCCGAUACGAAAUUGCUUGUGGUAGAUGACACACAAGGACUUGUUAUUACAGGUGUUAUGGAGAGAUUAGGAGGUUAUGGUACUAUACUUGGCAUUCAUGAUGGUGAAAAUCAUAAUUAUGAUAUCGUGAGGUUUAUGAAUUUUUCGAAAAAUGUUAACGAUUCAUUAAAGACAUUAUCUUGGCAACAAGUAUUUAAAGAAGAGGCGCAAGCAACUUACGAAAGAAUAAGGGCCGCGAGAGAAAUUCUAUGGAAAGGUGGAUUUGAUGGUUUGAUAAUAGCGAGUCAAUAUCAACCCGAAUCUAUUCUAGAAGCAUUGAUACCUUAUUUGUCUGGAUCAAGAUCAAUUAUUAUUUAUCAUAUUAAUAAAGAGAUGUUGAUUAAUGCGUGUGUAUACAUGAGGAUAUCCAAAAGGUUUUUGAACCCACAAAUUACGGAAAGCUGGUUGCGUCCAUAUCAAGUUUUACCGGGAAGAACUCAUCCUUCGAUGUCAACAAGUGGAGGUGGAGGAUAUUUAUUACACGCAACUCAUAUAAUUAUUGAUGAUUCUCUUCCUAAUCCUAUACCUUCUUACAUGAAACAAAAAGAACAAAAAGGUACUUUGGAGAAGGUUAAUCAAUCUUGUGAUGAUAACACAAUUACUUUGACUGAUCAAAAUUCGAUGAAUAUUGAUGAGAAUAAUGUAAAAAUUUUAAAUCAAAAUGAUACGACUGAAGCUAAUUUGAAUAUCAAUGGGGAAGAAGAAUUACAUCAAUUAGAUAACAAAAAAAUCAAAUUAGAUUAG